This is a messenger RNA of Fomitopsis serialis, 1579 nucleotides long. RefSeq lists its product as uncharacterized. The record is from RefSeq and is a predicted model, not a curated record. The transcript is spliced from 4 exons. NCBI's taxonomy places the organism in Eukaryota, Fungi, Basidiomycota, Agaricomycetes, Polyporales, Fomitopsidaceae. Bases 249 to 1442 code for a protein of 397 amino acids.
GUACCUACCUUACGCGAUUGCCCUUCGGGCAUCGUCCGCGCCCGGGACACUCGCGCCCGUCGACCGUCGUUCCGCUUGUUCUCACAGUAUGUGCCACGUACUCGUAUGUAACUGAGCUAGAGUUUCCACUGCACUACUACUCUUCGUUUUCACAUCUUCAUCAGUUUCUAUGCCAUUUCCCUCAUCUGUCCCACUUGUCGCUACUGAAUGAAUUCGGCCCCCACGUCGAGCCUGCCUCAGCGGCAGACAUGUCCCUAUACACAGCACAUGCACCAACUCCCUCCUUGACAAAUUUCGCACUCGAAUGUGUCCCCGUGUCGUGGGCAUCACAGCUUCUGAAGUUGGUGUUAAACCCGCAAGCUUGUAGCAAACUGGAAGCUAUGCGGAUUCAAUCUUCGGUUUGGGACGGCCGUUGUGCAGAGCUUGGACUACGCGUUACAGAGGUUCUGCGUCUCGCCGGAGCGCUCAAGACGUUCGAGUGUAUGUUGCAUCUUGCUGAUGGAGACCCAAUCCACGAUGCCGUGCCGCGACUUACAACAAAUACAUCGCUGACAAGACUGAUAAUGAACUUCCACUCCGUCUAUCCAUCACUCCCAAUGAUCCGGAGGGGCCUGGGUACCUUGCUAUCUGACAUCCGAAGCCCGCAUGUGGAGCAACUCGAAAUUCGGAUUGGCCUACUAGUAUCGUCCCACUCCGAGACGUCUGGAGAUGGAAACUACUCGGACGCCUCAGUCAGGGAGGCAGACCCUCCCGGCUCCACCUCCUAUUUCCACGAUAUACUCUCUCGUAGCAUCUUUGACCAGCUUCCAGCUGCGGAAGUUGUCGCGGAAGUUCCUGACCCCUGGGCCGAUGUCUCCACGGGUGUAUGGAUCAGAGUCCAAUUGGUCCGCUCGCCGGAGGGGGAGGCUCAACUUGAAACCGCCACAAUGUCUGCGAUCAAGACAGACAUGAUUACCCUGUUCGCACCAUGGCUGGACCGCGGAGUUGUACAGCUCGAAUUCUAUCCGGAUCCUGACGAUGAAUAUUCCGUCACUCGCUCCUCCUCAUCAGUACUCCGUGUUCUUGGUGAGUGUCACGACUCCGUUACCGGGACUCGAACACAUACCAGCAUAAAGGAGAUACAGGACUCGGAGGACGAUGAACGCGAAGGAGGCGCACGCGAUGUCAGUGGAGAUACGGAGACAGAAGACGUGGUUUAUCCGGGGCCAAUGGACUCCAACGCACUUGGAUCUGCACGACUGACCUCGGAUUAUCAAGUUACCCAGGUUAAUGACCAAACUCAGAAAGCGGUCCAGACCGAGACAUCGUGUCUUGGUGAACAGUGUCUGGAGCGGCAAUCCAUCGGACACAUCGCUGCUACCCGCCCAGGCUUUCGCAGUCGAAUUGCGAGACUCGUGCGCACGAUCCUUUGUAGUCCACAAAGAAAGGACGUGCAGGAAUAGGAUUCGGGAAUGUGGAUAUGACACACGGGGACAGGAUGAUUGAUAGGUUUGCCAGGUCGUUCGUGGAUGUGCAGGACGCGCCGCGUACAUGAAUCGUCUUAUCUAUCGAAUGCGCUUGAAUCAUAUGGGGUCGCACC